Messenger RNA from Monopterus albus (swamp eel), 934 nucleotides. RefSeq names its product angiopoietin-related protein 7-like. Gene Ontology annotation, cellular component: fibrinogen complex. The transcript has 4 exons. Gene Ontology annotation, biological process: blood coagulation, common pathway; positive regulation of heterotypic cell-cell adhesion; blood coagulation. The record is from RefSeq and is a predicted model, not a curated record. Bases 13 to 585 code for a protein of 190 amino acids. Gene Ontology annotation, molecular function: extracellular matrix structural constituent; protein-macromolecule adaptor activity. NCBI's taxonomy places the organism in Eukaryota, Metazoa, Chordata, Actinopteri, Synbranchiformes, Synbranchidae.
GUCUACUGUGAUAUGGAGACUGAGGGUGGAGGCUGGACGGUGUUCCAGCGGCGACGUGAUGGAUCAGUGAGUUUCAACCGUCGUUGGUCAGAGUACCGUGAUGGUUUCGGCGAGCUGCAAGGAGAACACUGGCUGGGCAACCAACACCUCCAUCUGAUGUCCAACCAGCGCCACCACAGCCUCCGCAUCCAGCUACAGGACUGGAGCCACACCCACAGACACGCCCUGUACAGCAGCUUCAGGACAGACAGUGAGGAGAACCAGUACCGCCUCCAUGUGUCUGGGUUCAGUGGGACGGUGGAGGAUUCGUUCGGUUGGUACCACAACCAGCAGGGCUUCAGCACACCAGACACGGGCAACAUCUGUGCUGAAAUCAGUCACGCCGGCUGGUGGUUCCACCAGUGUUUCUUUGCCAACCUCAACGGUGUCUACUACAAGGGGGGGCACUACUCUCUGAAAGCCCAGGACCUGCUCGGCCCGGACGGCAUCGUCUGGUUCUCCUGGAAGGACUCGGACUUCUACUCUCUGAAGGCGGUCACAAUGAUGAUGCGUCCGCACAACUUCAGGCCACACCUGUCGCCAUAGUGAUGUCACGUGUUUGUUAUUAAGCAACUCAUGUAACAGGCUGAUACCCAACUAGCAGCUCAGGACUCUACAGGGUGCAAGAAUUAGAGGGCUAAAUAUGAACUAAUCUGCUGCCAACAAAUGUAGUGUUUACUCCUGUUUUAGUAACCUUUGCUAAAAACAGUGGCAUGGUCUGCAUCUUUUUGAAAAAGUUGCAAAAAGCGCCACAUACUCCCAGGAGAUACAAGUGCAUAUAAAUGUAGGUGAUAGAGGUGUGAUGGCUGUUCUGAGCAAAUUAAAGUAAAAUUGGUCAGUGUUACCUUAUGAGUAACAUUUGACCUAAUGCAAAGGUUUACUGCAGUACUUAUUU